ACUUUGAGGAGCAAAGAAGGGAAGCUGGACAGGACCAGGCUAGAAAAAUCACCUGGGACCAACUUGACACAGGAAAAACAGCAACAUAACACAGCUAUCAUCACCUUCUUGAGUUGUUUAGGAUUAACUGGGAAGAAUAGGACACUGGAGGGUCAGGGAAAGGCUACAGACAGACAGGAGUAGUGGCGUAAUUCAGGGGAAAUUCCAAAGGUGAAGGACACGCUCACAUUUUGCUCAUCAUGGCAGAAGAUGUAAGGAAAUUCACACGUAUGCUACUGGAAUGCAGCAGCAAUGACCAACUAUGUGUUGUGCGUGAAUACCAGACUGAAGUGAUCAUCAUUCCAGUUUUCUUGGUGGGCAUCUUUGUUAUUGUGUUAAGUGUGAUCCUUUGGCUCCGUUACCAAAGCUGGAAGACCAAUCAGCAGCAGCAGCAGCAGCAACUGGUACUGCCUGGACAUGAAGUCAAGAGAGAGAGUCAGCAGGAGCCAAAUGCCUCAGGGAAAUCUUACAUUCAGCUGAGUGAGACAACGGUGGAGAGCCUGCUAAAAACUGCUGCCAUGACACUGAAGGAGCUGCAGAUACCCCGAGAAAGACUCUCACCGGGCUCCUUGAUGCUGAUAAACACUGGCAGCUAUGGGGACAUCUACAGAGCAGAACUGCAGACUGAGAACCCUGGGAAGACUAAGGCAGUCAUCCUGAAAACCUUGCAGGGUAAUAGAGACACAGCUGGACCCCGUGAUGUGAAGGAUUUCCUGGGGAGGAUUAAGUUCCAUCAGUCACUAGGCCAGCAUGAGAACCUGGUGGAACUGGUGGGGUGUUGUAUAGACCAGCUGCCGCUUUACAUGGUCCUGAAGGAGUCAUCUCUUGGGGACCUCUUGAACUUCCUGUGGAUCUGUCGCAAGGAUGUAAUGACAAUGGAUGGUAUCCCAUAUGACCUCACUGAGAAACAGGUCUAUCAAGUUGGGCAGCAAGUUGCAGCAGCUUUGGAUUUUCUCCAGCAGAAGCAACUUGUCCAUGGUGACAUCGCUGCCAGGAACGUCUUGCUCCAACAUGACUUCACUGCCAAACUCUGUGGGCUAGGCCUGGCCUAUGAAACCCACACCUAUGGGGCCAGGUCCAUCACACAGGUUGUGCCACUCAAGUGGCAGGCACCGGAGCGGCUCCUGAAGAGACCUCCCAGCAUCAAGGCAGAUAUAUGGUCUUUUGGAAUCUUACUGUAUGAGAUGAUUACAUUGGGGGCUCCCCCAUACCCUGAGGUGCCACCUCCUGACAUCUUGCAGCAUCUGCAGAGACGGAACAUCAUGAAGCAGCCCUCCAGCUGCCAGCCAGUCAUGUAUGGCAUUAUGCAAACCUGCUGGCAGUGGAAUGCGACUGACCGGCCCUCCCCUGCAGAGCUGCUCCAGUACCUGCAGAAAGCAACCAAGACCAGCAAUGACCAUGCUGUGCUGCAGGUGCCUGAACUGGUGGUGCCUGAACUAUAUGCCAAUGUGGCUGGCAUUGACGUGGACAGUCUUACCACUGACUACACUGUUCUGUGAGAGAGAGGUCUGUGCAUAUAGGAAGGACUGGAUCUCUGAUUGCCUCUUUCUGGGAGUGUAUGAGACCACUCUUGCUGAAACUCAGGGUGCUGGUUGGGAAACAUUCCCCCCUUUUUAAAAUGCAGAACAUAUUUUGGGUUCUUUCUACUUGAAGCUACCUAGUAAGAACCAGGAGGGGCUCAUGGUUCACCACCUUGGACUUCAAAAACACAUCCUGUGGCACUCAAACUCUUCUGUAUAUUGUGAUCAGCUACCCUGAAGGACACAUGAGCCUGAAACAGUUGUUUUCGUGGUCUCAUGGUGGUGUUCAAUUAGGAAGCUGAACAAAAUGCUGCUGGAUAUUUGAGUGGAAGACUCUUGCAACCCAGAAGCAUUCCCACAGCAUGAAGAGCAUUUAGAUGGUAGAACAAUUUCUGUCAACCUUGACCUUUUUCCAUUUGUGCAGGUGAGGAAGAAGAAGCAGCUACCUGCAACUCUGGCAGCUAUGCAGCGAGCACAUGAAGGCUGCCUACAUGUAUUUGCAGAGUACAGAUACCAAGGAUGGAAAGGAAUUGUUCUUGUUCCAAGGAAUGCAAUUGGAAAGAAACUGAAUGAAAGGGAAUGAAAGGAAAACUGAUGCUGACAAUCAUGAAACAUUUCCAAAAUGGAAGGGUUUUAGGACAUCUUGCCAAAGGAGUGUUGGAAGCUCCAUUGCUUGGAUAUUUAAAAGAUACCCUGGAGAAUAAAAUUCAGCAUCCAGCACUGCAGAGACCCAAGAGAUAAAAAAGUGGAUGGAUGAGAUGAUAACCAAAUAAGUAUCUUUUAUCUAUGCCUCAUUUAUUGAUUGAAGGACCAUCCCAUUCAGACCACUUGCGACACUGCUUGUUAAUUGUUCCUCAGGUGCUGUAAGCCAUAGCCAAGUAAAGGAAAAUGUGCACUUUUAUUGUGAUAAGACAAAAUAGCCAUAUGUUACGGUUUGGAAUAGAAAUUGCUGUAUUCAUUUACUACGUUUUUUCAUGCAGGCCUAUUUCUUGUUUGUGGGGUUUUGGAUUCAAAGGCCCACUCCAAGGUAAAAAAAACUACAAAAAACCUCUACCCUGCCUCAAAAUCUCAGGGAAAAUUUUGACUGAGAGCUAAUUCUGCGUGUUUGUAUGUUUCUCCUUCCACACCCUUUUCCCCAGGAGUACUUCCAAUUUCAGUCAUGACACAACUACUGUGAAAAGGGCAUGGGGAUGAUGUAGGUACAAUGGAAGAUUGGGCUACUGUGAAAAUCACUGUGAUGGAGAAUAACUUGGUGAUGACAUCACUGUACAGAUAGAGUGGUAACAGGCCAUAGUUUGCAAACAUCACAUUGUGAAUAGUGUGGUGAGGAUAUGCCUUCUGUGUGAGUAAUACAAUUCUGUGAUUAUAUAUAUAUAUAUAUAAAGUGUAAUUACCAUGGCAAUGAGAUAUUACCUGUUAGAACAGCACGCAACAUGUCUAAGCUCUGAGCAGAGUGCCAAUACCUAGAUACGGUAGAUCCAGAGGGAGUGCAGUGGUGGGAUUGUACCCUGCUUUCUGAACCAUACUGUAGGAACCACAGUCUGCAAAUCAGGAAAGAACCCAUCUCCUGCCCACUCUUGGCACGCCCUUUCUUCCCUUCCAUGUUCAAUGGCACCCUCUUCCUUCCUCCCGUUUCCUGGUCCCUCUCUCUACUUAUGCAUAUGGUGCAGGAAGGGGUCAGGGAGACCCUGCCCACCACCACUGUCCUGGCCACCCCUGCCUUGCUACAACUGGGCUGCGUGGGAAGUGGCUGGGUGGGGAGCUGGGUUUGGCUAGAGACAGUAGCAGCAGGAAGUAAUUUCCCCUUCUGGAUCCACCUACGCAUCUAGGUGUUCUGUGACAACACAAAUGCUUUGGAAAUAACUGAGAUGAUGAGGUUAUGUCCAACUACCAUGUUUGAUGUCAUGAUUCAGUAUAAGAUAAGUGUGACAGAAGGCUUUGACCAGAACACUUUUAACUUAUAUGAUAUCUGUUGUGCAAAUGGACACUUAUUGUAUAUUUCAAGCCUUGCCUACACUAUAGAUUCUAGUUACUGUAGCUAAACCACUGAUUUACAUUUAUGCACUGGUAAUUUAGUCAAGAUAAGGGUUAAAUGCUCCUGUUCAACCCUCACUGCCCUAGUGUCAUUUGUGUCCACACAAGGGGUUUGUCCCAGCACAGCUAUGUUAAUGGUUGAAAUCUUAAUAUAUGCCUAGUUUUCUUCAUGCCAACUGCACCUCCCAGGUGCCUGCGUAGAACAGGGUUAAAUCUUUUCAAAUAAAUAUAUUAUGGAUUUGUACCUGCUUUAUAUAUUUUAUAAAUAUUGACACACAAAUUUAAUCAGGAACUGUUUGGGUGUUUGAUUCUGUUAAACAUUUAAAUUCCUACAAAGCUUGAAAGCUGCUCCUUUUCAAGUUAGCAGCAUUUUGAGGAUGCCAAAAGGGAGUGUUAACUGGGUUUGACCAGGGUUUUUUCCACUGUUUCUCUCUUGCUUGCAGCCUCCAGCAAUAA
Messenger RNA from Alligator sinensis (Chinese alligator), 4049 nucleotides. RefSeq names its product serine/threonine/tyrosine kinase 1 (gene STYK1). Gene Ontology annotation, biological process: multicellular organism development; positive regulation of kinase activity; protein phosphorylation. The transcript has 10 exons. Lineage: Eukaryota; Metazoa; Chordata; Crocodylia; Alligatoridae. The coding region runs from base 240 to 1538 and encodes 432 amino acids. Gene Ontology annotation, molecular function: transmembrane receptor protein tyrosine kinase activity; ATP binding. Gene Ontology annotation, cellular component: signaling receptor complex. The record is from RefSeq and is a predicted model, not a curated record.